Quercus robur (English oak) is the source of this 3961-nucleotide messenger RNA. RefSeq names its product disease resistance protein RPV1-like. NCBI's taxonomy places the organism in Eukaryota, Viridiplantae, Streptophyta, Magnoliopsida, Fagales, Fagaceae. The transcript is spliced from 9 exons. Gene Ontology annotation, biological process: signal transduction; defense response. Bases 176 to 3628 code for a protein of 1150 amino acids. Gene Ontology annotation, molecular function: ADP binding. The record is from RefSeq and is a predicted model, not a curated record.
UUGACUGAAAACAGGGGAUGUGAAGUUGUGAACACAAACACACGGAGAAAGAAAGAACAGAGUACAAAUCUUUUAUUAAACACGUAAUUAUCAAGUGGGUUUCGAGCAUUACAAAUCGCCAGUCAUUACUAGUCUACUGUAAUUUCUAUUUCCAAAUCUAUUUGCCAGUAUUUCCAUGAGGACUCAAGGAAUCUCAUCGUCAUCAUCAUCAUCACCAUCUUCUUCUUCAACACCUCGGUGGAAUUUUAGAAAAUUUUUUGUAGAUCUUGUAUUUGCCGUUUGGCGAUGGAUUGGCGUUUGGAUUUUUAGGAAAAAUGAAGAACUUGAGAGAGGAAAUUGUAUUUCACAAGAGCUUAUACAAGAAAAAGAAGAAUCAAGUCAGGGAGCCUCAAUGUCAUCACCAUCUUCUUCUUCAACACCUCAAUGGAAAUAUGAGGUGUUUCUCAGCUUUAGAGGCGUGGAUACCCGUAGAGGUUUUACUGACCAUCUAUAUGCUGCUUUACAACGGAAAGGCAUUUUGACCUUUAGGGAUGAUGAAGAACUUGAGAGAGGAAAAUCUAUUUCGCCGGAGCUUUUGAAAGCAAUAGAAGAAUCGAGGUUUGCUAUUGUUGUUUUCUCAAGAAAUUAUGCAUUUUCAACAUGGUGCUUGGUUGAACUUGCACAUAUCGUUAAAUGCAUGAGAGAGAGAAGAUUGAUGAUUUGGCCUAUUUUUUAUGAUGUGGAUCCAUCUGAUGUACGGAAACAGACAGGAACUUUUGGACAGGCCUUUAAUGAUCGCGAAAAACGAUUUAAAGAUAACAUAAAGAUGGUGGAUAUGUGGAGGGCUGCUUUGAGAGAAGUAGCCAAUCUCUCAGGUUGGCAUUUACAAGAUAGGCAUGAGUCUGAAUUUAUCCAACACAUUGUGAAUGAGAUGAUGGAGAAAUUGAGUUCUAAAUCCUCAAGCAUUACCAAAAACUUCGUAGGAAUAGAAUCUACUAUGGCAAAAUUGAUCCCCUCAUAUUUAGGUUUUGAAAAUAGUAUUUGCAUAAUAGGGAUUUAUGGUAUGGGGGGGUUGGGUAAGACAACUCUUGCUAGAGUUAUUUAUGAUGAGUUUCGUAGUCAUUUUGAAGGUUUUAGUUUUAUUGCCAAUGUUAGGGAAGAUUCAAAAAUACAGGGAUUGCCUCAAUUACAACAGCAGCUUCUUGCAGACAUUUUGGUGGACCAAAAUAUAAAAAUAAGGAAUGUUUAUGAAGGGGUUGACAUGAUUAAGAAAAGGUUGUGUCAUAAAAAAGUUUUACUUGUUAUAGAUGAUGUUGACCGAUUGGACCAAUUAGACAAAUUGGCUGGAGAGCAAGAUUGGUUUGGAUUGGGGAGUUGGAUCAUCAUAACAACUAGAGAUGAACAUGUGUUGGUCCAACAUGGAGUACAUAAAAGGUAUAAGCCUGAAGUAUUAAAUAAUGAAGAUGCUUCAAAACUUUUUUGUUUGAAAGCCUUCAAAAUGGAACAACCCAAAGAAGGUUAUAUGCAGCUCUCUCAGGAAGUUGUAAAAUAUGCUAAUGGCCUUCCAUUAGCUCUUGUUACUUUGGGAUCCUUUUUGGUUGGAAGAACAAUAGAUGAAUGGAAAAGUGCAUUGAAAAGUUUUAAAAAAACUAAAGGAGAUAUAUUUGAUAUACUUAAAAUAAGUUAUGAUGGAUUGGAAGAAAUGUGGAAGGAGAUAUUCUUAGAUAUUGCAUGUUUCUUUAGACGGAGGAAGAAAGAUCAAGUAAUACAGAUAUUAGAGAAUUGUGAUUUCGAUGCAAUAAUUGGUAUUAGUGUUCUUGUGGAAAGAUCUCUCCUAACUGUGGAUGAUAGUGAAUAUUUGGGGAUGCAUGAUCUACUAGCAGAAAUGGGUCAAAAAAUUAUUCAUUUUGAAUCAGGUGGGAAUCUCGGAAAGCAGAGUAGGUUGUGGCUUACUGAGGACCUGCUUCGUGUAUUGAAGAACAAUAUGGCAACGGAUGAAAUUCGAGCCAUAGUUGUCAAAUACGAGGAAGAGCAUUUAAACUUUGAAGAAUUUCCUGAAAUGUUUUCAAAGAUGUCUAAUCUUAGAUUGCUGAUAAUUAAGAAGCCACUGAGAUUUGGAAAGCUGGACUCCCCGAAGGCCCUCAAUCCUGGGCAUCUUGCUAUUCCUAAUGAGCUAAGACAUCUUUCAUGGGCAUCAUGUCCUUUAAGAUGUUUGGCAUCUAGUUUCCAACCAAAGGAGCUUGUUCAACUUGGCUUGCCGCAUGGCACAUUUGAAUAUCUUUGGGAAGGAGUAAUGCAUUCAGUCAAGUUAAAGUUCAUCGAUCUUAGUUUUUCAGAAAACCUUAUUAGGACACCUGACUUUUCAGGUGUUCCGAGACUUGAGGGACUAAAUCUUUCUUGCUGCGAUAGUUUGGUUGAGAUCCACCCAUCUAUUGGACAACUCAGCAGGCUUCAGUAUUUAAAAUUGGAUAGCUGUGAAUCUCUUACCGAUCUUCCCAGCAUGUCUGCUGAAAUGCAAUCCCUUACGCUUCUUGAUCUUUCUUGUUGCUACAAUUUCAGUUCAAUUCUGAAAUUUACUGGAAUUAUGAAAAGCCUAUCGAAAAUCUCUUUGGGUGCGGCUGCUAUUAAGAAACUAGCACCCUCUUCAAUCCAGUGUUUGACUGCCCUUACUUUUUUAGAUCUAAGUUCCUGCAAAAAGCUUGAAUGUCUUCCAAGCAACAUGGAUGAUUUGAGGUCUCUUGAAACACUCAUUCUUCGCGGAUGCAAAAAACUAAAAUCAUUGCCGAGGCUUCCAUCAACUUUAAGAUUUAUAAAUGCUCAAUGUUGCUUUUCUCUAAAACCGUCACCAGCACUGGUCAAACUAAGUAGCUUGUCACAACCAGUCUUCCGGUGGCAUCCGUAUGAUGAGAGCGGCAGUGGAGUAGCUUUUACAAGAUUGUUCCGUUACCUACAGGGACUCCUUUGUCGUAAAACAGUUUAUGAAACUUCUUCCAAAAGGAAAGAAGAUGGAUCUAUAACUGAAUUUCAGAUAACUAUUCACGGAUUUGAAAUUCCAUCAUGGUUAACUCAUCAAAGUGUGGGAAAUUCAAUAAGCAUAGAGCUGCCUUCAAAUUGGUGUAAUAGUAAAUGGAUGGGGUUCGCUCUCUGUGCAUCAGUAUCAGCUUGUAAAGGGAAGAGAUUUGGUGUUGGAGCUCGUGUGACAGCCCUUGGUGAUAUGACUCAGAAUCACUAUGCCUCUGAACUUUUCAAUACGUUCAUGCAUUGUGAGGACAGUAUUUGGCUAUUGUAUUUGUCUCGUGAUGAUUGGUUUGCUGCUGUUGGGAAUGGUGAAUGCCGUAAGAUUAAGGUUAUAUUUGAGACCUAUGACUUAGCCUUUCAUGUGCAUGAAUGUGGGGUCAAUUUGGUGUACGAGCAAGAUGUGGACGAGUUCAGCCAAACAAAUGCACAAUGUUUGAUUGAGAGCUUUGGGAAAGGUUUCAUCUCUGAAUUCACUAGUAAUGACCAUCUCAAACAACCUUCAUCGUUGGCAAAUGCAGUUGGUGAUGAUGAUGAUGAUGAUGUUGAUAAUGAUGAUGGGGAUGAUGAUGACGACGACGACGAUGAUGAUGAUGAUGGGGAUGAUGGGAAUGAUGAUGAUGAUGAACUUUAAGGAUUUUGCUAAUGUAGAUGAUUCAGUCCUAUUAUGGCAUCCCAUUUCCAUGCAGGUGAUAACAAUUGAUGUCUCUAGACUCAUGUCCUGCUUAUACUUUGACUGGAUGCUAAAUAGCAAAGAUUUUCAUAGCUUGAAUUUCAGUUGAGGCUACUGUUACUGGACUUGCAUAAGCAUAUCUGUCAGUAUGACUGUUUUUCUUUUUAGAUAAAAAUCCUGGUCUGUUGUAUUAAAUUUAUAAAUGUUUUCAGUUAUAAUUAUUUGGAAAUGUAUUCAAGUGACAUAUCCUUGUAUCUUGUUUCAUAAUGAUAGUAGAGUGGGUUCUUUUCUUAA